Rhea pennata is the source of this 4071-nucleotide messenger RNA. RefSeq names its product TBC1 domain family member 8 (gene TBC1D8). NCBI's taxonomy places the organism in Eukaryota, Metazoa, Chordata, Aves, Rheiformes, Rheidae. The transcript has 20 exons. The coding region runs from base 51 to 3533 and encodes 1160 amino acids. The record is from RefSeq and is a predicted model, not a curated record.
UGUCGGGCGGGCGGGCGGACGGCCGCGGGGCAGCGCCGGCGAGGGGGAAGAUGUGGCUGAAGCCCGAGGAGGUGCUGCUGAAAAACGCCCUCAAGCUCUGGGUCACGCAGAAGAGCAGCGGCUACUUCAUCCUGCAGCGGCGUCGGGGCCACGGCGACGCCGGCGGCCGCUUCACGGGUCGCUUGGUUGGUGCCCUGGACGCUGUGUUAGAUUCUAAUGCACGUGUUGCUCCAUUUCGAAUUUUACUUCAAGUUCCCGGAUCACAAGUUUACUCUGCCAUAGCAUGUGGUGAGUUAUUGAAUGGAUCCGAAGUUUACUGGGCCAUAGCUAUUGGUGCCACUGUAGAGGAGAUAAAUCAGCAUUGGGAAUGGCUGGAACAAAACUUACUCCAUACUUUGUCCGUUUUUGACAAUAAAGAAGAUAUUGUUAGUUUUGUCAAAGGGAAAGUAAAGGCACUGAUUGCAGAGGAAACCAGCAGUAAACUAGCUGAGCAGGAGGAAGAUCCUGAAAAGUUCCGAGAAGCCCUAGUGAAAUUUGAAUCCAGAUUUAAUUUUCCUGAAGCAGAGAAGUUGAUCACCUAUUAUUCUUGCUGUUGUUGGAAAGGAAAAGUUCCUCGGCAGGGCUGGCUUUAUUUGAGUAUCAAUCAUCUCUGUUUUUAUUCUUUCUUCCUGGGCAAAGAAUUAAAACUUACCAUUCCUUGGGUUGAGGUCCAGAAAUUGGAAAGAACCUCCAAUGUCUUCAUGACUGAUACUGUCCGUGUCACCACUCCAAACAAAGAACGUGAUUUCUCCACUUUCCUUAAUAUUGCUGAGGCAUUCAGGAUAAUGGAGCAACUGGCAGAUGUAACGCUCCGAAGACUACUAGAUAACGAGAUCUUUGAACUGGAUCCAGGCUUACAGGAUCCUACUCAGAUUACGAAGAGGGAUCUUGAAGCCAGAGCGCAGAAUGAAUUCUUUCGGGCUUUCUUCAGAUUGCCCAGGAAGGAGAAGCUACAUGAAGUUGUAGACUGUUCUCUGUGGACACCAUUUAGUCGCUGUCACACAGCGGGAAGGAUGUAUACUUCAGACAGUUAUAUCUGUUUUGCCAGCAAAGAAAAUGGCUGCUGCAAUGUUAUCAUCCCACUUAGAGAGGUAAUCACUAUAGAAAAGAUGGAGGACACAAGCCUUCUUCCUAAUCCCAUCAUUGUUAGUAUAAGGAGCAAGACUGCCUUCCAGUUCAUUGAGCUGAAGGACCGGGAUACUUUAGUGGAGAACUUGCUCCAGAGACUAAAAGAAGUGAACUUCAACAACCCAGUGCACUGUAACAACUUGCAAAAUAAGAAUCAGAACACUCCUGUAUUUGGAUCAACAUGUGUGUUCAGGGACUGUGAGUCUGGGGAUCUAGGAAGAGAGGCUUCACAAAGUCAGAACAAAAGUGAAUGUGAAAAGGAGAACAGUUACUUGCUCAACACAGAAGCGCUAAGAUCGGACUUUCAUCAGCCAGGAGUGGCAGGCCUUGACUUUGGAAAGUCUAGGGAGCAAAUAAAAGAGAGUCUGUGGGAUGACCACUUUGUAGAAUACGGCAGAACUGUGUGUAUGUUUCGUACAGAGAAGAUCAGAAAGCUUGUUGCUAUGGGAAUCCCAGAAUCCUUAAGAGGCAAACUCUGGCUGCUCUUCUCAGAUGCUGUGACUGAUCUUGCUUCACACCCUGGUUAUUACAUACAUCUAGUGGAGGCCUCCAUGGGCAAGUGUUGCAUGGCAACAGAGGAGAUCGAGCGUGACCUACAUCGCUCAUUGCCCGAGCACCCUGCCUUCCAGAACGAGACGGGGAUAGCGGCGCUCCGAAGGGUUCUCACAGCAUAUGCACACAGGAACCCCAAAAUUGGAUACUGCCAGUCUAUGAAUAUUUUGACCUCUGUGUUACUGUUGUAUGCCAAAGAGGAAGAAGCCUUUUGGCUGCUGGUUGCUGUGUGCGAGCGAAUGCUGCCAGAUUACUUCAACCACCGAGUGAUAGGUGCUCAGGUAGACCAGUCAGUAUUUGAAGAACUUAUAAAAGAGCAACUUCCAGAGCUGGCGGAGCAUAUGAAGGAUCUGACUACCUUAGCUUCCAUUUCUCUUUCAUGGUUCCUUACCCUUUUCCUUAGCAUUAUGCCUUUAGAAAGUGCUGUGAAUGUGGUGGACUGCUUUUUCUAUGAUGGGAUCAAAGCCAUUUUUCAGUUAGGCUUGGCUAUCCUUGAAGCCAAUGCAGUGGAUCUGUGUAACAGCAAGGAUGACGGACAGGCCCUGAUGAUCCUGAGCAGGUUUUUAGAGCAUGUUAAGAACGAAGAAAGCCCUCUGCCACCUAUUGGUAAUCACCAUGCAUUUUUCAGUGAUGAUCAGGAAGCCUCUCCAGUGACUGAAAUAGCUAACCUAAUUCAUGAUUCCUAUGAGAAAUUUGGAGACCACUCUGUGGAACAGAUAGAGCACAUGCGCUACAAACAUAGAAUCCGUGUUCUGCAAAGUCAUGAAGAUACAACCAAGCAAAAUGUGCUCCGAGUUGUCAUCCCAGACGUUUCAAUUCUUCCUGAAGAUUUAGAGGAGUUGUAUGACUUGUUUAAGAGAGAGCAUUUAAUAAGAUGUUACUGGGAAAUGAUGGGUCCAGUCGUUGAGCGACAUGACCCUAGCAGACCUUACGCUGAGCAGUACAGAAUAGAUUCCCAGCAGUUCACUAACCUUUACAAACUUGUCUCGCCAUGGACUUGUGGGGAACACACUGACGUUCUUGCUGAAAGGAUGUUCCGACUCCUGGAUGAAAACAUGGACCAUCUGAUUGAAUUCAAGGGGCUCGCUAGCUGCUUAGAUGUUAUGUAUAAUGGAGAAAUGAAUGAAAAGAUAAAGCUAUUAUACAAGCUGCAUAUCCCACCUGCUCUCACAGAAAAUGAAAGAGACAGCCAAUCACCAUUAAAGAAUCCUUUGCUGUCAACUUCAAGACCAUUAGUUAUUGGAAAAUCAAAUGGGGACGCAGUAGAUUACCAAAAGCAAUUGAAGCAGAUGCUUAGAGAUCUAGCCAAAGAAAAAGAUGCUAAAACUGAAAAGGAGUUGCCAAAAAUGAGCCAGAGGGAAUUCAUUCAAUUCUGCAAAACCUUGUACAGCAUGUUCCAUGAAGAUCCAGAGGAGAAUGAUUUGUAUCAAGCCAUUGCCACUGUGACCACACUAUUACUUCAGAUCGGAGAAGUAGGACAAAGGAGCAUCAGCCUGGGGAGCGGAUCAGAUGAAUUUACUGAGGACUUGCAACCUGAGGCCUCUGCUUCAGACCAGGAUGCUGUUUUUACUGACACUGUGAAGACCCCUCAGAAAGACUCUCAGUCUUCACCUGUGACUGAAGGGGACUGGACUGUCUCUUUUGAACAUAUUUUGGCAUCCCUCUUGACUGAACAGUCGUUAGUUAAUUUCUUUGAAAAACCCUUAGAACUGAAGCCAAAACUUGAGAACGCAAAACUAAAUCAAUAUAGUCUCAAAACAAAUGGAAUGAGCUGCCAGUCACGAGGUGAACAUACAAAACUAAACACUCAGUAGUAGCAAACCUGUCAGAAAACAAAAUGCACUGAAAUUAUGCCAAAGCACAUAUCGUAAAAGGCUUUCAGUUAGCAGUGUACUUUUGAUGAUUUGUUGGUCUGUGGUUUUUCAGUUAAGAGCUUUAAAAGCUAAAGGGUAUGUAAAUUGUUUUGUGCCAUUGAUUAUGUUCUUGUUUUGAAUGUAAAAGGAAACAUCCGGCUGCAGCGUGAAGAUGCUGCAGCCCUCUUCCGUACUGGGAGAGCAGAGGCUGGCUCCAUUUCUUUUUUUUUUUUUUUUUUUCCUUUUCUUUUUUUUUUUUUUUUUUUUUUUUUUUUAGCAGGGGAAAACACUUCUCAGCUACCGUCUGCAGUUUGUUUGGGUUGCCUUUUUUGCACUAAUACUGAAAACUUGUUUCAAUGCUGGUAAUUGAAACUAUUUUAAUAUAUUUGACCGUAUCCCAAUUUGUAUGUCUUGCUGAAAUGUUAAGUGUACAUGGACUGUGCUUCUGAUGUUGGUCUGUGAAAACAUGCACUUUUCAAUAAACCCUUUUUGUACUAGA